Herpailurus yagouaroundi (jaguarundi) is the source of this 6775-nucleotide messenger RNA. RefSeq names its product SLIT and NTRK like family member 4 (gene SLITRK4). Gene Ontology annotation, biological process: positive regulation of synapse assembly; axonogenesis. The record is from RefSeq and is a predicted model, not a curated record. The coding region runs from base 452 to 2968 and encodes 838 amino acids. The transcript has 2 exons. Gene Ontology annotation, molecular function: protein binding. Lineage: Eukaryota; Metazoa; Chordata; Mammalia; Carnivora; Felidae. Gene Ontology annotation, cellular component: glutamatergic synapse.
UUGGGGCCGGCGGAGUGGCCAAAGCGACCACAGUGGCUACUCCAGCACCACCCUGCUUGCCUGCCCACGGCGCGGUCGCGGGUCCCCGAGAACCCAAAGAAUCCGGUGUCCUUAACAUCGCUGCCUCCCCGGCGGGGAAAGUGUCCUGGUCUAGGGCGGCUCGGGCUGUCGGGGCCGCUGCGCUGGCUUUGUUUUCUGCGCCCCCCUCGCAAGCACUCUAGGCGGACGUGGGUCUGGGGCUCCCGGCAGUGGCCCGGGAGCUGGCCCGAGACUGCUGGCACCCUGCAACACUGGGAAUACGAGAGAAGCCGGUAGCUAACUCUAAAAGCCCUGCAAAGCCGGGCAAGUGCUGGCAGCGCGACUUUGCAAGAUGCCCAAAUGUUGAGCUGAUUUCUGGCGUGAUUGUUUCUCUUUAUUCAGAAGCAUAAAGUUGUUUGCUGAUUGCCAGAAGAUGUUUCUUUGGCUCUUUCUGAUUUUGUCAGCCCUGAUUUCUUCGACAAACGCAGAUUCUGACAUAUCGGUGGAAAUUUGCAAUGUGUGCUCCUGCGUGUCAGUCGAGAACGUGCUCUAUGUCAACUGUGAGAAGGUUUCAGUCUACAGACCAAAUCAGCUGAAACCACCCUGGUCUAAUUUUUAUCACCUCAACUUCCAAAACAAUUUUUUAAAUAUCCUCUAUCCGAAUACAUUCUUGAAUUUUUCACACGCAGUAUCCCUGCAGCUGGGAAAUAAUAAACUGCAGAACAUUGAGGGAGGAGCCUUUCUUGGGCUCAGUGCAUUAAAGCAGUUGCACUUGAACAACAAUGAAUUAAAGAUUCUCCGAGCUGACACUUUCCUUGGCAUAGAGAACUUGGAGUAUCUCCAGGCUGACUACAAUUUAAUCAAGUAUAUUGAACGAGGAGCCUUCAAUAAACUCCACAAACUGAAAGUUCUCAUUCUUAAUGACAAUCUGAUUUCAUUCCUUCCUGAUAAUAUUUUCCGAUUCGCAUCUUUGACCCACCUGGAUAUACGAGGGAACAGGAUCCAGAAGCUCCCCUAUAUCGGGGUUCUGGAACACAUAGGCCGCGUUGUCGAACUGCAACUAGAAGACAAUCCUUGGAACUGCAGCUGUGAUUUGUUGCCUUUAAAAGCCUGGUUGGAGAACAUGCCAUAUAACAUUUACAUAGGAGAAGCUAUCUGCGAAACGCCCAGUGACUUAUAUGGAAGGCUUUUAAAAGAAACCAACAAACAAGAACUAUGCCCCAUGGGCACGGGCAGUGAUUUUGAUGUACGAAUCCUGCCUCCGUCUCAGCUGGAGAAUGGCUUCACCACUCCCAAUGGCCACACUACCCAAACGUCCUUACACAGAUUAGUGACCAAACCGCCGAAAACGACAAACCCUUCCAAGAUCUCUGGCAUCGUGGCAGGCAAAUCCCUCUCCAACCGCAAUCUCAGUCAGAUCGUGUCUUACCAAACGAGGGUGCCUCCUCUUACGCCUUGCCCAGCACCUUGCUUUUGCAAAACCCACCCUUCGGACUUGGGACUGAGCGUCAACUGCCAAGAGAAAAAUAUACAGUCCAUGUCUGAACUGGUCCCGAAACCUUUAAAUGCCAAGAAGUUGCACGUCAACGGCAAUAGCAUCAGAGACGUGGACGUCUCAGACUUCGCCGAGUUUGAAGGACUGGAUUUGCUCCAUUUAGGCAGCAAUCAGAUUACGGUGAUCAAGGGCGACGUAUUCCACAAUCUCACUAAUUUACGCAGGCUGUAUCUCAACGGCAAUCAGAUUGAGAGACUCUACCCCGAAAUAUUUUCGGGCCUUCGUAACCUGCAGUAUCUGUAUUUGGAAUACAAUCUGAUUAAGGAGAUCUUAGCAGGCACCUUCGACUCCAUGCCCAAUUUGCAAUUGCUGUAUUUAAACAACAAUCUCUUAAAGAGCCUGCCUGUUUACAUUUUUUCUGGAGCGCCCCUGGCUAGACUGAACCUGCGGAACAACAAGUUCAUGUACUUGCCCGUCAGCGGGGUCCUCGAUCAGCUGCAGUCUCUGACGCAGAUUGACUUGGAGGGCAACCCUUGGGACUGCACUUGUGACUUGGUGGCAUUAAAGCUGUGGCUGGAGAAGCUGAAUGACGGCAUCGUGGUGAAGGAACUGAAGUGUGAGACACCCGUCCAGUUUGCCAACAUUGAACUGAAGUCCCUCAAAAAUGAAAUCUUAUGUCCCAAACUCUUAAACAAGCCAUCCGCGCCGUUCACGAGCCCCGCACCUGCCAUUACGUUCACCACCCCACUGGGUCCCAUUCGAAGUCCUCCCGGUGGCCCAGUGCCUCUGUCUAUUUUAAUCUUGAGCAUCUUGGUGGUCCUCAUUUUAACAGUGUUUGUUGCUUUUUGCCUUCUUGUUUUUGUGCUGCGACGAAACAAGAAGCCCACCGUGAAGCACGAAGGCCUGGGGAACCCGGAGUGUGGCUCCAUGCAGCUGCAGCUCAGGAAACACGAUCACAAGAGCAACAAGAAAGACGGACUGAGCACAGAAGCUUUCAUUCCACAAACCAUAGAACAGAUGAGCAAGAGCCACACCUGUGGUUUGAAAGAGUCCGAAACCGGGUUCAUGUUCUCGGACCCGCCGGGACAGAAAGUCACUAUGAGGAAUGUGGCCGACAAGGAGAAAGAUUUGUUACAUGCAGACAGUAGGAAGAGACUGAGCACCAUCGACGAGCUGGAUGAAUUAUUCCCGAGCAGGGAUUCCAAUGUGUUUAUCCAGAAUUUUCUUGAAAGCAAAAAGGAGUACAACAGCAUAGGUGUCAGCGGCUUCGAGAUCCGCUAUCCGGAAAAACAACAAGACAAAAAAAACAAGAAGUCGCUGAUAGGCGGCAACCACAGUAAAAUUGUCGUGGAACAAAGGAAGACCAGCGAGUAUUUUGAACUGAAGGCAAAACUCCAGAGUUCCCCCGACUACCUACAGGUCCUUGAGGAGCAGACAGCUUUGAACAAGAUCUAGGUCAUGCAGUCUUACUUCAUACAGAGGACAUUUAUUUAAUGAUGAAAGUGCCUUUUGUUGACUCCUGACUUCCAAAUACUAUAUUAUCAAUAGGCAUAGAGGCAGGUGUUUCCAAGGGUGUCUCAUUAACUGUAGCUGCAAAAGAUGUGUCCGGUAGAAGAGAAUUUCCUUAAUAGAUUUUACUACAUAAAACCUAUACUGUGGAGUCCUGUGGGGAUACUGCAAACUCUAUUGCCAAAGGGAUGCUUUAUAUACAUAAAACACUGAAUUUAACCUCAAGAGGCAAAUCUGUUUUGUACCCCAAUGCAAAACCUUCGUCUCUUUGUGCUUUGUAGAGCAGACUCAAGAAAACUGGUACCAGUGUUUGUACCUCAGCUGGGUCUUUCAUUUUGCACGUAGAUUAAGUCGGUGGAACUGGAAUAAUCCUUUCGAUUCGUGGCAUUGUAACAAUUCUGCGUAAAGAUGAUCUGAAAAGUAAAAACACAAAAAAACCAAAAAAACAAAAAAACAACAAAAAAAGACAAAAACAAAACAAAACAAAACAAAACAAACAAAAAAAAAAGCAUGCAAAGAGAGAACAUUCGAUAGUAUUUGUAAAAUUGGUAAACUUUAUGGCCUGCAUCUUGAAACCGCUGGAUUUAUAAUGUUAAAUUGUGCAAAUAUUUGUUUAAAAUAUACCAUGCAUUACAUAACUAUAAAAUAAAUUUGAACACUUUAAGCAUUACCUGUCUAUACAUAAAACCUAAAAGAAAAAAAAAUCAACGUGAGUUCCGUAGCGUUUGUGGUGAUCUGAAGAAAUACAUGAUGUUUAUGAGAAUUAAACAAGGCUCAAAUUAAACUAACAUUAGAGUUUGUUCUCGGUUCUGUGAAAUACCCACAAUCCUUAAAGUGCUUACCGUGUGAGCGCACCCAAAGCUAUUUUUGUAACAUAAUUCAUAUUUAUGAAGUACUUUGUAUACUAAAUAGGAAAAUAUGUACUCCUUAAUAUGUAUUUAAUAUGCCUGACUUGUUUUCCUGAUCACAGGGAAUUUAUCAGUAAGUAUAAAUCUAGACAGAAAAAAAUAUACCAAACUGAAACCGAAGCUUAUGUGUACAGAAAUAUUCUGGACAUUGUGAUCAGGUAUCAUUUAGAAACGAAACAAAAAACACAAAGACACAAAAAGACAAAAAAAUAAAACUAAAAACCAGUUCUGUGCUAUUCUUGAGAAUUCAGCAUAUUAUCUGCAGAUUUGUUACCAACUGUGCAUUUUAAAAUAGGUUCCUUAGUUUUAUAGUAUCGUGUCUGGGGCAGUUGUUAGUUGCCAUCAGUUGUCUUGCUUUUCAGGAUUCUACGAGCUUACAUCAAAUAGUUUUCACUACAAAUAUCGACAGAAUUAAUGAGUAAGGUUAAUCGCGAUAUCCUGUCCGCAUCAGUAUCCUGUCCUGUCAUCGUUCGACUACGAUCAGAUAAUCCAGUAGAGCCGUGAACAUCACGGUAGUGUCGGCUAUCAGAGCCACACUGGAAAAUGCUUUCCUUGGUCUCCGAUGGGUUCACAGUCUGCAACUACAAACGAUAUGCCACUGUGUUUGCUUGUGCAAACUUGCGUUAACUUGCCUGUUAACUUCGAAGUCAAAAUUGGUCAAAGGAAUGGAGGAGGACUUGGUAAUGGGAGACAUCUGAACAUUUGUAGGAGCUCCCAAUUAGCAAAGUGACAUCCCGAAAUGCAUUACCUUCUUGGCCUGCCUGCAUAUGUAUAAUUACUGUGUUAAUCAGUAAGAUGACCAAGAAGGUAAACAUAGACAUUCUUCUUCGCGAACUUCAAGUGGCAGAUGUUUCGGUGCAGCUUCCAAAAUGAUACUGUGGUUAAAGUUGUAACAGUAGUCCCUUUAUUAAGUACUAAUUUCAGGGCUUUAUAUGUUUGUUCCGAGAUAAAACAAACAAACAACUUGGCAUUCUUAGACGGUGUGUGUGUGCGCGCGCGUGUGUGUAUUUGAGUGUAUGUGCGUACAUAUAGAUAAUUUGGAGAUUUUUUUUUUAAAUAGCAAAAAAAUCGUCUCCAUAUGUAUGUGCUGGUGCUCUUAAAACUUUAAUGUGUAAUUUUAAUUUUCAUGACGAUGUCUGUGAAAACUUUAUAUGAAUAUUAAAAAAAUACAAACAAAUACUUGCUUUCUGAUCUUGAAAGAAAAGACACGAAGAUGUGUGCCCAACAGCGUGUUUUCAUCUAGUUUCGUAAGGACUUUUAAUAUGCCAUUACCAUGCUUGCAGGCAUCCUUGGAUUAAAGGGCUCCUAAUGCAUACUGACAGGAUAAAGAUGCAAAAGCUUCAAAGAAAGUGUUUUAGUUUAUCCUGUCAAUAAAGUAUGGAUUGAGGAAUCUUAAGUAGACACUUACAGGAGGAACCGGAAGCUCAAUCCAUGAUCUGGGGAUAAUAGGUCAUUGGGACGAUGCCUUUUAUUCAGUGUGGCGAGGCUUUGAAGAUGUUUCAAGGUUUCCGCAAUUGUCAAUGGCGAGAGGACCUGCCGCCAUCUUAAAGCUUGCUGUAGCAUAUUGGCUAUCUCAAACUCUUCCGCUGAGAGGUAUAAAUGUUCCACUUUCUUUCAAGAGUAAUUUAAACGUGUGUGAUUAUUUGGAGGUUUUAAUUGUAAGUGAAUGACAGUAACAAAUCCUUGGUUAAGGCUGAUCUAUUUUCCUUAACUGAAGUCAUUGUGCCUACAUUAUACAGUGUAUACUAUUUUGCACCUGCCUCUCAUUAGUUCUACUUGUACAUUUUAUGAUAAUGUAGUUAGGCAUAAGUUUUGAGUUGAGUACAAGAGCAGUUAAAAUACCGUAUCUACAUUUUGUUGGCUUCAACUAUAACCUUGAUGUUAGUUUAACCCCUUGAGGAGUGAUAUACACGUCAGUACAGCAUCUUUAGUAGAAUUCGAUUCUGAUCUAGAAAAUCCAAGAAGUGCUCACUUCUAAUGUGGUCUGACACAUCAUGGGCUUCUUGGCAUCGUAUCAUGUGCUCGGACUCUGUUAGAACGGUUGCAGAGAAGAUUAGAUCCUGUGAAAUUAGUGGAGGGGUUGAGAUAAUAUAUUAUGUCUGUGUAAUAUAAAUCAAGUUUUAAAUUAUUUUUUUAUGAAAUCAAUAAAGAUGAUUCAAUUCUUGAAAAGUAAAUCUUUGUGUAAUUUUAUGAGAAAGCAGCUAUUAAAAUACAGUGAUUCAAGUCUAUAAGGCGAUUUAUAUUCUAUAUUUAGUUUUCCAUUCUGAAUAAAUAUAUUAAUUAGAAGAUCAUUUAAGACCGGCUUUCUUUUGUUGCUUUUUAAAAAUGUUUCAUUUCUUUAAGCCAUAAGGAUGCAUAAAUUACACAGGGCAUGGCCUCAUGAGUAACGUCAGUGGGUACUGCAGAAAUAACAGAACACAUCUAGAAAUGUAUGGCAGUAAUAUUAAUCUAUGAUAUCUUUUGCAUGAUUUGUACUUUGACAUUGUAUGAAAUGAGCACAGUGAGUUUUUGUUUUUGUUUUUUUGUUUGUUUUUUUUUUUUUUUUUUUUUGUUAUUGUUGUCGCAUCCAAAGAGCUGGGGAGAAAAUAUAUCAAGAAUGUAUUUAUAAUCACUAUUUUGAAAUAAAGUAAAGAAAACACAUUGUAUUGUUUUUACCCUGAUUUGGUUAGUAGUAUUUUAGGUUAGUUUAUAAGAUGAAAAUCAAGCAGUUCUAUAAAAGCUAAUGUAAAUCACAGAAACUGUUUUAAUGACUUUUGCUUGCUUUUAAUAGCAUCAAGGUAUUAGACAGAAUUUAUUAAAUGCCAUUUUUAUGGAAGUAUUAAUAAAAUUGUUUGCUAGAAUGGUA